CAGGAGAAAGGAAAAGAGUAUAAGGAACCCCGUCACAUAAGUUCUUUCAACUAAGACACCAUAACUCUGAUCGAUAUAAUCAUGGGUUAAGUUCCUAAGUUCACAAAACGGGUUACUAGUAGUAAUUGAUAAAUGCUUCUUGGAAUAAUCUCUUCUAAGCAUUUCUGCUAUUUAUCUCAACUUUCGAAGACACAGAGGAAGUAUAUAGAUAUCCCUUGUAAACAGUCAACCCGCAAUAAUUGUGAACAUACCUCAUAUACCUGUUACGCCGAGAGUUCGCCAACUACGUCGACACUUCAUCUCGGAGGAACUGUUUAAGACGCCUGAAAUCCUCUCCGGUCGAGUCUCCGCUAUGCUUAGCAGUCGGGCGACCUUCUAAAGACGAUGUAAGUACGUCUUUCUCUAAGAUUAUCUUAGAGCAGGCAAGCCUAUGGCAUCUGUAAAGCCCUUUGACCAUCCGGGCCAAAUGUGAAUGUUUACCUGUACGUGUCUCUUCGGAACCUAUCCCCAAAUUAUUCGAAUUUUAUUCUAGAUCAACACCAGAAUCUGUCUCCCACAUCCAUUUAGCCCGUAGAUAUAGCAUUUCCUCUACCCCAAUCCAUCACGACCCCAACGAAGAUACUAGAGCCCAAGGUAACUCAUAAGCUUGGUAUAGUAAAUUCGAUUUUCCCCGUCCCGAAUUCCCCCAGCAUCACCCCGACAUUUGCGCAGCAGCGGGCGGCAUGCUAACCCAGCGGCGCGAUGUCUCUCACUAUCACUAAGGUAGUUGCUAUCAUCUUCGCUCUCCUCGCGACAGCGGUGAUAGCAGCUCCAGUCCAAGCGGACGCGUCGUCCAACGAUGUCCGUUUCGCGCCUAACCCAGGCUUAACAGCCAACCUCUCCUUCCGCGUGAUCCUCGCCAUCGUCGGCACUGUGCUCUGCUGGGUACCUUUUCGCCUUCUCUGGCGCAAUGGCGACUUCGCGGCCGUCGUGCUGAUCAUCGACGUAGCCCUCAUGAAUCUGGUCACGGUUCUCAAUUCGCUGAUCUGGAACAGCGAUAACUGGGAUAACUGGUGGAUCGGUACCGGUCUCUGUGAUGUCGAGGUAUACACGUGGAUGCCUCUGCAGACCAUAUACGCCGGUGCCAUCCUCGCCAUCAUUCGCCAGUUGGCCCAGCAGGUCAAGCUAACGCGACCAUCGCAGCUCUCGCGCAACAAGCGCAGGAUGAGAGCUUUUAUUCAGGCUACCAUCAUCUUCCCCCCCGCGCUCAUCCAACUGUUAUUCACUUGGUUUGAUAUCGUUCAACGCUACAACAUCGGCACGCUCAUCGGCUGUAUGGUCUCGUUCGAUAACAGCUGGCCGCGAUUGAUUGUGUACGAUGGUCCUCCCACGGUCUUCGUAUUGGCGUCUGUUCCAGCCCUCGAAGUUCUCACAUGGAAGCGUUUCCGUACCAUCUCGAAGAGCACGCUACAUGGGCUCAAGUCUAACGAAGCCGCCGUCGCGCGCGCGACAUGGAUACGUAAUCGAUUGUACGGCAUGUCGUUAGCUAUCCUGGUCGUUUAUCUGCCCGUGUCCCUCUACCUGACAAUAGAAAACUUCCUGGAGAUGGGCGACCUCACGCCGUACAACUACAUGCGAAUCCACUGGGGGGACAAUCCGUACCCUUGGGACGCGAUCCUGUUCAUACCAUCGUGGUCGAUCUCAACAGUCGAGAUGAACCAGCCGUGGAUCGCAAUCUCAACGACAAUCGUCAUCGUAGGUUUCUUCGGUACCACCAAAGAUGGUCUCGGCAUGUAUCGUCGCUAUGCGAAGGCGCUAAAUUUGAGUCGACUUUUCUCAAGACCCAAAAAGCCGCACAACAAUCCUAACAUCUAUGUUCAAGGCGAUAACCAUCCCGAGUAUGCGAGAGGUAGCUGGAUCGAAUUAAUCAACCAGCCGAACCGAAGAAGGGAGAGUAGAAGAAAUAGGCCCAAGCCCAUUAACACUGAUCGGUAAGUAUCCCACCAUCCCAUCCCAUCGGUUCGAAUUGCCAACUAACCACCAAUCCGCAGAACCCGUAACAUCGAGGCAUUCUACACCCCCCAAGACACGGGAGCUACAACGGUGCCACCAACAGGUAAAAACAACCGCGAGCCGCUCCCACCCACAUUCGCAGACGUCCGCUUCCCGUUCCUGCAGAACGCGAAGCCCAGCCCCCUGGACAGCAAAGUAAUCGAGUCAAUGAUCCCACCGCGCACCUCCUCUCUCGCAAACCAGCAGCAGCACCUACCCGCACCACCGCGCGUGAAACUACGCCACAACGCCUCCCACCGCAACACCACCAAACGCCAUCCCACACCUCCCCCC
Molecule: messenger RNA, 2325 nt
Organism: Annulohypoxylon maeteangense
Lineage: Eukaryota; Fungi; Ascomycota; Sordariomycetes; Xylariales; Hypoxylaceae
Product: pheromone A receptor-domain-containing protein
Exons: 2
Coding region: 742-1974 (410 amino acids)
Biological process (GO): G protein-coupled receptor signaling pathway
Cellular component (GO): membrane
Molecular function (GO): mating-type factor pheromone receptor activity
Source: RefSeq, a predicted model, not a curated record